CGGCAAACGGGAGCUAGCAAAUUUUUCAUGUCAACAGUCGCGAGCGAGUUCCAAGUGAAAGCGUUCAGCCUGGAGAACAACGCGCCUAGUUGCACUGCCGAGGCCUUUCGACUGGAUUUCGGCGGCACCAUUCACUCGGCCUUCAAUGUGUCGUCGACAGAGGUCUUUGUUGAUUCGUUUCUUGCCAACGUGAAUACGCAUAAGUGCGAGUACAAAGAUCGCGCCGCGAUUGCGUCAGCGUUCCGCGUCUACUUUCGAACACUGCAAGUCCACUACGCCAACGUUGAGAAGGUAGAGGACCGCACGGACAUCAUACCCGCUUGGCAGAGGUUCCAUAGACGCGACGACACCUGUGACGUCUACGACGAACUGAAGCCGUUCAGGAAUUUGCUGCGGCGACUUGGUACCGCCGGUAUGAGCUCAGACGAGGAGCAAGCAUCAGACGGUCGUGCGCAUCCUCCUGGUCGCCCCUACGGCAUUCACGUCGUGCAAUGGCGGAGUGCAAAGCUUACCGCAGUGCUACGUCUACUCGACGCUUUGGACCGGAAGGAUCGUGAGAAGAUCAACGCAGGGGGGUCGCAGAUCAGAGGACGUUUUAUGACAGACAAGAUUGGCCGGACCCCUCCCGUGAAAGGUCUCCCGAGGUGGGCGUACGACGAGGCAUGGCUUGCAGGACUUUCGAGUGGCGAGCGGCCAAGGCUGCGAAUGACUGACGAACCGUUCGAGUUUGUCAUCCCCCCGCAUCUGGUUUUGUGA
Epithele typhae is the source of this 756-nucleotide messenger RNA. RefSeq lists its product as uncharacterized. The annotation marks the transcript as partial. The transcript has 2 exons. The record is from RefSeq and is a predicted model, not a curated record. Lineage: Eukaryota; Fungi; Basidiomycota; Agaricomycetes; Polyporales; Epitheliaceae.